GAACCUGAGAGGUUGAGGGUGAGGGGUCAGAGUUGAUGGUCCGUGUACACCCAUGUGGUUUGCUGUUUUGAAAAUAUUAGCCCCAGAUAUCAGAAAACAACAUGGGAAAGCGUAAACAGACGGAAUCCAGUGAGACGUUAAAACGAGGUGGCAAAACCGGACAACAUGUUAGUAAGAAGCCAAAGCGAGAUGAGCGGCCAAAACAAGACGAACAUCUUCAGCAAAUCCCAUUUCGUCUCCGUGAAAUUAUGAAAAGUAAAGAGAGAAUGAAAAAGGGAAAAAGACCAAAGCCUAAGCCGACCGAAAAGAUUAAAAAAGUCAUUACUCCCAAACCUAAGAUGAAAGCAGAGACCCAGGUUGAGGACAUCCCUGUCCCCCAUUUUCGUAGAAGAAAGAAGGAGUCAGAGAAAUCAUACGUUCAACGCAUGAACAGCGAGACUCAGCAUGUCCUUUUCCUCACCAAGAACCAAGUUGAGAGACAACCUGAGCUGGUGGAGGACCAGGAGGAGCCUGAGGAAAACCAGAAGUCAGAAAAAAAGAAAGAGUAUAAUAAGUCUCGACUUCAGAGGCUGCAUAAAAAGAAGCUGGACAGACAAGAAGAUAAGUUGGAAAACGAUAAGCUCAUUGAUAAAGUUAGAUUUGGUGAAGUUGCUAUGGCCCCACCAACUUUGAGUGUUAAACCAAAGAAGGCGGCUUUAAAGGGACAGGGCAUCAACAAGGCUCUGCUGCUGAACUCCCUACUGGGCCAAGCCACAAGCUCUACGGUCAAGCCCUCCAUGGCCAGGCAGCGGAUCGUGGAGGAAGAGAGGCUGCGUGUGGUGGAGGCAUACCGUUACCUCAAGAAGCAGAAACUGAAGCAGCAGGAAAGCAAGGCUGCUGGCCUGGACAAGCUCAUGAACCUCUGAAGCCUCACGUCACCGGCAUUACCACACAGAACCAGGAACAAGGGCUAGCCUUGUCACAUGACUGAUACCCAUCCAGGGUACAGAGACUUAAUGGUGGCUACAUUGCCGUCUGGUGGAAAGUCAGACUCAUUGUAUGUAGCUAAAAAGCUAUUGAGACAUGGACUGGCAACUCGAUCGUAAAUUUGAAAGCUUUACCAUUUACUGUGGAGGCUCUUUGGACUGAACACCAUGAAAAUACAGGGCCAAAGAAACAAACAUUUUGGCAUUUCUAGAUUAUGGUCACUAGAUGGCAGUCAGUUUCCCUACACACAGCUAUGUCUGUAUUGUUUAUGUCUAUGGAAAGCCUUGUUUGAAAAAUUGUGAUUAUUUAAAUAAAUGCUUAAUAUUUUUA
Molecule: messenger RNA, 1296 nt
Organism: Hypomesus transpacificus
Lineage: Eukaryota; Metazoa; Chordata; Actinopteri; Osmeriformes; Osmeridae
Gene: ccdc137
Product: coiled-coil domain containing 137
Exons: 6
Coding region: 102-905 (267 amino acids)
Source: RefSeq, a predicted model, not a curated record